Messenger RNA from Cucurbita moschata (crookneck pumpkin), 2948 nucleotides. RefSeq names its product pentatricopeptide repeat-containing protein At2g18940, chloroplastic-like. The record is from RefSeq and is a predicted model, not a curated record. Lineage: Eukaryota; Viridiplantae; Streptophyta; Magnoliopsida; Cucurbitales; Cucurbitaceae. The transcript has a single exon. Gene Ontology annotation, molecular function: protein binding. The coding region runs from base 174 to 2684 and encodes 836 amino acids.
CUUCCCCUGAAAUGGCUAUAUGCCAUCUUCUUCAAAUGAAGGCCAACCGUUCCUUCUUCAAAUGCAUCAGCUAAGGCUUUCACUCUGUGAAAUUAGUCGCCUCGUUCUUCCUGUUCGUCAAUAAUCGGGCUCAAUUUCGCCAUUUUUAUUGCUUUGAAGAGUUCGAACCUCAAAUGGAAGGCGCUAUCUUCCCCAACAAAUCUCCACUUCCAGUGAGUAGACCCAAUCAACCAGCUGAAACUUUGCGGUUCAAUUCGACAGCUCUUCCACCUCCUCCGCCUCCCUCGCUGCCCUCUUCCUCCCCUCCGAUCGAUACCCUUCUUCAGCAUCUUCUUCAACUGUCCCUGCCGCCCAAUGACAGUGCUCACAAGCUCAAACCUGCAAAUGUUGCGCAAAAGAAUGUUCCCCAUUUGCCUUCGCUUCGAAUUUCCGUGGAUUCGAACAAGAAACAGCGAGAACGGCCUCAGAUGAAGAAACCCGUGUUGUACAAUGACGAGGAAAUUCGAGAUGGGUCUCCUCAAUUUCUCUACAAAAAGGGUAUGUGGUUACUUAAUUCAAUCGUUGAGCAGCCUUUUGAUAGCUUGAAUGAUUUUUUUGAUUCUGUCAAGUUUGAGUUGCGUGAAAUUGAUUUGCUGAGUCUGUUGAAAGCGCUAGAUCAUUCGGGUAAUAGUGAGAGAGCUAUUGUGUUGUUUGAAUGGUUUGUAUCGAACUCUGGCUCUGUCGAUGUGAAAUUAGACAACAAAGCUUUUGAACUUAUGAUAAAAAUUCUUGGAAGAGAAUCGAAAUAUUCAACUGCACUCAAGGUGUUCGACGAAAUUCCCAUUGACAAAUACUCGCUUGAUGUUCGAGCUUGCACCUCGAUUCUUCACGCUUAUUCUCGCAGUGGUAAGUAUAAGCAUGCCAUUGCCAUGUUUGAGAGAAUGAAGGACUGUGGGCUAUCUCCAAGUUUGGUUACUUAUAAUGUCAUGCUUGAUGUUUAUGGGAAAAUGGGUCGCUCUUGGGAUAAGAUUUUAGGAUUGUUGGAUGAAAUGAGAAGUGACGGCUUGGAAUUUGAUGAAUUCACCUGUAGUACUGUGAUAUCUGCUUGUGGAAGAGAGGGUCUUCUAAAUGAAGCCAAAGAGUUCUUUGUUGGAUUGAAGUCAAGUGGUUAUGAGCCAGGAACUGUCACUUACAAUGCUCUACUUCAAGUGUUUGGAAAAGCAGGGAUAUACUCAGAGGCUUUAAACAUCUUGAAAGAGAUGGAGGAUAAUAAUUGCAACCCGGACUCUGUUACUUACAAUGAGCUUGUAGCUGCUUAUGUUCGGGCUGGAUUCCACGAGGAAGGAGCUUCUGUCAUUGAAACAAUGACACGCAAGGGCGUAAUGCCGAAUGCUGUGACUUAUACUACUGUCAUUAAUGCCUAUGGUAGGGCAGGUAAGGAGAUGAAGGCAUUGCAGUUAUUUGACCAGAUGAAGCGAUCGGGAUGUGUUCCGAAUGUGUGCACGUAUAAUUCUAUUCUUGCAUUGCUGGGAAAGAAGUCACGGUUGGAGGAAAUGAUAAAGAUACUCGGUGAUAUGAGAAUAAAUGGAUGUUCUCCAAACCGAAUCACAUGGAACACGAUGCUUGCUGUGUGUGGUGAUAAGGGGAAGCACAAGUUUGUGAACCAUGUUCUUAGGGAGAUGAAAAAUUGUGGUUUCAACCCAGGUAGAGACACAUUUAACACAUUAAUAAGUGCGUAUGGCCGUUGUGGAUCGGAGAUUGAUGCAGCGAAGGUGUAUGGUGAGAUGAUUAAAGCUGGAUUCACACCAUGUGUUACAACUUACAACGCGCUUCUGAUCGCUUUGGCUCAACGAGGAGAUUGGAAAGCAGCGGAAUCUGUGUUUCUGGAUAUGAGGAAGAAGGGAUUCAAACCGAAUGAGACGUCAUUCUCAUCGAUGCUCCAUUGCUAUGCAAAGGGGGGAAAUGUGAGAGGAUUAGAGAGGAUUGAGAAAGACAUUUAUGAUGGUCAUAUCUUCCCCAGCUGGGUUCUUUUGAGAACACUCAUUCUUGCAAACUCCAAGUGCAGAGCAGUUAAAGGAAUGGAAAGGGCAUUUGAGGAGUUGAUCAAGAAUGGAUACAAGCCUGAUAUGGUUAUAUUCAACUGUAUGCUAUCGAUUUUCGCUAAAAAUAACAUGUACGAAAGGGCCCACGAGAUGUUGCACUUGAUUCGUGAAGCUGGACUGCAACCAGAUCUCGUCACCUACAAUAGCUUAAUGAAUAUGUAUGCAAGAAGAGGAGAAUGCUGGAAAGCAGAAGAAAUCCUCUCGGGACUUAUAAAAUCUGGCGAAAAACCCGAUCUCGUGUCGUAUAACACCGUAAUCAAAGGCUUCUGCAGACAAGGGCUCAUGCAAGAAGCCAUUAGAAUUAUGUCUGAGAUGACAGCUCGGGGGAUUCGUCCUUGCAUAUUCACCUACAACACUUUCGUGUCGGGCUAUGCAGGACGGGGAAUGUUUGCAGAGGUAGAUGAAGUCAUUAACUACAUGAUACAGAACAAUUGCAGACCCAAUGAACUUACCUACAAGAUUGCAGUGGAUGGUUAUUGUAAAGCAAGAAAAUACCAAGAUGCUAUGGAUUUCGUGUCCCGGAUCAAGAACUUCGAUGAUUCGUUCGACCAACAUUCCACUCGAAGGCUCACUUCCCAUAUAAGGGAGCUGAUGAACUCUUGAUCUCUCCAGGUAUUCCUACUGCUCAAUUCUUUGUUCAUUUAUAGAGAAGUUCAUGUAGAUAUAAUUACAAAACAUUAAACACCUUACCAGCUCAUUCAUAAUUCAUUUCUGAUUAGUCUCUGGAUGGUUCUGAUAGGAGACUAUAUGAGUUAUUAUGGAUCAUCUCUGUCAAGUUUUGCAGCAGUCUUAGUUUCUAUGAACAUAAAUUAUGGUUGUAGGCUGUAGCAAUCUGCUGGUAUAUAAUAAACUUAUUUCUGGACCUCU